GCUUACGAAGAUGUAACUGCUCUGCCUGCCACAGCAACUCGGCAGAACAGAGAGAGAGGGGGGGGAACAAGGGAGGGACACACAAAGAAAGAGAGAGGUAGAAAGACGCCUUGCCGUUUUGUGGAUUCUCUCUCCCGUGGUAAACAGAAGCCCCAUUGGACUGAAGAGGAAGACUUAGGCUACAACUUCUGGACUGGUGCUUGGGAGAGGGCGAGCAGCAGCACCUGAAGAGACGCACCGGAGCAAGUACAGCAGGUCUCUUUUGGAUCUCGACAACACCUGAACAUCCAACUUGAUCCCUUUUCUUAUCUAUCGUUCUACAUACCUUCGCCGCUCAGCAAAAGCGCCAGGACCCGGCUGAACUUCUACACUGAUUCUGAUCACUGACUCCACCCUAAGACCAAAGUGGAGGGACCCAACUGGGACUCUGCGUGGAUGGACUCCGCCACGGUGGCCUCUUUUAGAUGUGCUUCUCUCCCCUCGCUAUACUGCCGGACUGGCCCCGCACCCACCUGUACUCCCUGAGAGGCCUCAGCGGACCCUCCCCCCACCACCCUGGUGCCUCUGGGAUGGUGUGAUCAUUGCGGGAACCAUCGCUGACCUUAGAUCAGGGCCAACAUGCCGGUGAUGAAGGGCCUCCUGGCCCCCCAGAACACCUUUCUGGACACCAUCGCCACCCGCUUCGAUGGCACCCACAGCAACUUCCUGCUGGGCAACGCGCAGGGCCAUCGCGGCUACCCAAUCGUCUACUGCUCGGACGGCUUCUGCGAGUUGACGGGCUUCGCGCGCACCGAGGUGAUGCAGAAGAAGUGCAGCUGCCGCUUCCUGUACGGCAACGACACCAGCGAGCAUGUGGCCCAGCAGAUGGAGAAGGCCCUGGAGGGACGAGAGGAGUUCCAGACUGAGGUCCACUUCUACAAGAAGAACGGGACCUCUUUCUGGUGCCUACUGGACGUUGUGCCCAUAAAGAACGAGAAGGGGGAGAUGGUCCUAUUCCUCUUCUCAUUCAAGGACAUCACUGACAUACACGGCAAAGUGCAUCACAAGAAAGAAGAGGAUAAGAGGCGGAGCAGGAAGAGUGGCAGCUCUCACUUCAGCGAAGCCAGGAAGCGGGGGCGGACCAUGAUCUACCAUCUGACCAGCCAGUUCUCCAGAGGCGGCAAGAGAGAGGUCAACCUGGGCAGUAACAUGUUUGAGAAGCCCUCGUCCCUCCCGGAGUAUAAGGUAGCGGCGGUGCAGAAGUCCCGCUUCAUCCUGCUUCACUACAGCGUAUCCAAGGCAUUAUGGGACUGGAUGAUCCUCCUGGCCACCUUCUAUGUGGCGGUCACCGUGCCCUACAACGUCUGCUUCACGCCUUACGACGAGCUGGACACGGCCGCCCGCGCCACCAUCGUCAGCGACAUCGCCGUGGAGAUGCUCUUCAUCCUGGACAUCAUCCUGAACUUCCGAACAUCCUUUGUGAGCACGUCGGGUCAGGUGGUGUACGAGGCACGCUCCAUUUGCAUCCACUACGCCACCACCUGGUUCUUUGUCGACCUGGUGGCUGCACUGCCCUUUGACCUGCUCUAUGCCUUCAACAUCACUGUGACCUCCCUGGUCCACCUGCUGAAGACGGUUCGCUUGCUGCGGCUGUUGAGGCUUCUCCAGAAGCUGGACCGUUACUCCCAGUACAGUGCCAUGGUGCUCACCCUGCUCAUGUCCAUGUUCGCCCUGCUGGCCCACUGGAUGGCCUGCAUCUGGUACAUCAUUGGACGCAAGGAGAUGGAAAACAACGACCCAGACACCUGGGACAUAGGUUGGCUCCAUGAGCUGGGCAAGCGUUUGGAGACUCCAUACGCCAACAGCACACUGGGCGGACCCUCAGUACGCAGCUCCUAUAUCGCUGCCCUCUACUUCACCCUCAGUAGCCUCACCAGCGUGGGCUUCGGCAACGUGUGUGCCAACACUGACGCUGAGAAGAUCUUCUCUAUCUGCACUAUGCUCAUAGGGGCCCUGAUGCAUGCGGUGGUAUUUGGUAACGUGACGGCCAUCAUCCAGCGGAUGUACUCCCGGCGCUCCCUCUAUCACACGCGCAUGAAGGACUUGAAGGACUUCAUCAGGGUUCACCGUCUGCCCCAGCAGCUCAAACAGCGAAUGCUGGAGUACUUCCAGACCACCUGGUCCGUUAACAAUGGCAUCGAUGCCAACGAGCUCUUGCACGACUUCCCGGACGAGCUGCGGGCCGACAUCGCCAUGCACCUGAACAAGGACAUCCUGCAGCUGCCCGUGUUCGAGGGGGCCAGCCGUGGCUGUCUGCGCUCGCUCUCCCUCCACAUCAAGACCUCGUUCUGCGCCCCUGGCGAGUACUUGAUCCGGCAGGGCGACGCGCUCCAUGCUAACUACUUUGUCUGCUCGGGUUCCCUGGAGGUGCUCAAGGACAGCAUGGUGCUGGCCAUCCUAGGGAAGGGGGAUCUGAUUGGCUCCGACCUGCCGGGGACGGAUCACGUGAUCAAGACUAAUGCGGACGUGAAGGCGCUGACCUACUGCGACCUGCAGUACAUCAGUGUGCGGGCUCUAAGGGAGGUGCUGGAGUUCUACCCGGAGUACGCCAGCCUGUUCACCGCAGAUAUCCUCCACAAUCUCACAUACAACCUGAGAGAGGGCAGCGAGGCAGAGGGCCUGACAAGGUUCUCAAGGUCGCCCAGGCUUCCACACAACCGCCGAGGUUCCACAGAGCACAAGCUCCCGUCCAUCAUUGAGACAAAAGGAGGUCUCCACGACGACUCAGAUGAGUACUACCACCUGUCACCAGCGUCCCGCACCCGCCGCGCAAACCUCCUCUUGCCCAGCCUGAGCAGCCCCGUGCGCCGCACCUCCCUGGGCAACCUGCUGGGUGACGAGCUGAGGCAGUUCAAUGCCCUGCGCCGCUGCCGUUCGCCCAACCUGAGCCGGGGAGGCCUACCCCGGGGCCACAGCCUGUCUUCCCCACAGCCGCUGCAGAAAAAGGAGCACAGUGUCCCAGUGGCAGCCCCUGCUAGUCCCCCUACCUCAGGGGAGUUGGGAGCAGGGAGUCAGGGCCGCAAGCCCUCCAAGCUGCUGAUUCCCACUGUCAGCUGUUUUGUACCGCCGGACCUCAGUCCAAGGAUUGUCGACGGCAUCGAGGACAAUGGUCGCACGUUCCUCUUCAACAUGGAGCACAGUGGGCCCAAGGCCAGCACCACGGGACGUCCCAGCGAAGAUACUAGGCAGGUGAACGCCACUUUGCUUCUGGAGUCGGAAGAGGUUAGACAGAGCAUCAGUCAGCUCAACCAGAAGAUGGGCAACUUGAACAACGAAGUGUCUCAGCUGACCAAGGACCUCCAUCACAUGAUGCACCUUCUUCAGGCCCAGGUGGCUGUGCACCACUACACAGCCUCCCUGUCCUCCUCCUAUCCCUACGCCGUCCAAAUGGUCUCCAACCCCAACCCCACCGCCAGCACUGGCACAGCCUACAACCUGGCCCCCAGCAGCCUGCACCGCCAUCAGGACCCUGGGAGCAUGGAGGGGGGACACACGGACCCACUCCACCCUUGCUGGGGCUACAGUGAGGCUCCAGGGGGGAGCUGCCAGUCUAGCGCCACAGGGGGGGCACAGCCAGAGGGCCACUACCAGACCCAACCUCAGUCUUCCAGCCCAGGGCCCCCUAGCUUCUACCACGUGACAGACUCGGCGGCCGUGCCAGGACCCUGCCGGGGAUCUGGUAGAACCUCACCCCAUCCCUGGACUGGCCCUUCCUUGCUUAGCAUGAGCCCAACCUUACAGAGUGGUGGUAGCCCAGGCACGGCUCCCACUGCUGGGCAUGAGGACUUUGGCGACAGUCGCCCUGGCCUUGACACUAGCCCAGUUAGCAUUAGCCAGUCCCAACCCAGCUUGUGUCUGCAGCCGCCUAGCGGCGGUUUGAACAGCUGUCUGCUGUCUAGUGCUCCCACGUCUACUCACAGCCUCCUGGAUGCCAGCCCCAGCACCUACCCGCACAUCUACCUGGCCUCAGAACCCCUUUUACACCCUGCAAGGCCUACCCUGGGGGAACCUGCUGCAGUCCUGGGGCUUGACGGGGGUCCAAGCCACGACUUCCCCCAGCAAUACACAUCCACCUCCAGCCUCCUUAACGAGGACCUGCACAGUCUGUCUGUUCACUCCAGCCCUGGAACGGCCCCCUCCUUCCCCAGGCCAUCGUCCGUCUGUUCCCAGGACUCAGAGUCUCCUCCUAGGCAGGACAACUGCGCUCCUCCCCACAUCCCCUUGGGAGACUCGGCAGCGGUGGGACACACCAGUCUGGAGUGCCUGCUGGGGAAUGGGGGCUCCACGGAGAGCAGGGACAGCGAGAGCCCCGGGACCAGGUCGAGGAGAUCCAGCCUGGGAGUUCAGACUCAGUGCACAGAGCAGUCCUGGUGCCUGGACCUGACGGACUAGUACCCUUUACAUACAAGAGAAAAUAAAACAAAAUAUCUGGGCCAGAACACUAGGGUCUGCGCUGGCACGAUAGUGUGAAAAGGUUAUGCUUGGCCCUACAUUUGGCCCCAACAACUCAACCCCAACCACCAUCAUGGGGAACUAAAAACUGGACAGGGAACUGAACAAUCUUUACAAAGACAAGAAAAGUGGAUAUGUUACAGAGCAUUAUAGGUACUGUAGUACAUUGUGCAACACUACGGACGUGCACUUUUGAGUGUUCUUAAUGUGUGGCGUGUUUUCCCCCAUUUUAUGGGAUCACUUGUUAGUCCGCGUUCAAGCGACUUACAGCUUUACUAUGCAAACGCAUGUCAUUUUGUGCGUUAUCUUGGAUUUGAUAAAGUGUGUCCUUUUUAGAUUUA
Messenger RNA from Salmo salar (Atlantic salmon), 4832 nucleotides. RefSeq names its product potassium voltage-gated channel, subfamily H (eag-related), member 4b (gene kcnh4b). Gene Ontology annotation, cellular component: plasma membrane. The record is from RefSeq and is a predicted model, not a curated record. Gene Ontology annotation, molecular function: voltage-gated potassium channel activity. Lineage: Eukaryota; Metazoa; Chordata; Actinopteri; Salmoniformes; Salmonidae. Gene Ontology annotation, biological process: potassium ion transmembrane transport; regulation of membrane potential.